CCUCUUCUCACUCGUCUUCCUUCACCGAGAUUAUCAGAACCGUCGCAUACAUCCAUCCUUCCAUCUUUGCUUCACGACGAGAAGACAUGGAGAUUCGCGAUGACGAGCUGCGGUUUAAAGUUCUCCAAUUCACUUGCCCUUUUCAACGAUGCAUGCAGCAGCGAGGAAGGAGACGGCAGAUCCCGGUGUUCGGGGAGUGGAACCAGCAGCUGCAGCAGUGCGAGGAGCUGCCCAUGACGCAGUACUUCGAGUCGGCGAUGCAGGCCGGGCUCGUCGUCAGGGCGGGCGGUCGCUGCUGCUUCCACGACGCCACCGGCGGCGGCGAGGCGGCGCUCUCCAGCAGGUCGUCGUCCGGCUCGCCGCCUCCGCACAAGCCGGCCAAGAAGGUACGUUAG
Molecule: messenger RNA, 395 nt
Organism: Panicum hallii
Lineage: Eukaryota; Viridiplantae; Streptophyta; Magnoliopsida; Poales; Poaceae
Exons: 2
Coding region: 87-395 (102 amino acids)
Source: RefSeq, a predicted model, not a curated record